AUGGGUCGUUUCUAUCGCUGUGCCGGGGAGGUCUUGUAUGACACACAGCAAGACCCCAGGGGAGGACGCAAAUGUAAAGUAAACCUGCCACAGAGCUGCCAGGCCUGGAGCUUCCUCCAGAGUCUUCAGCCCUUGUCAACAGCUUAUCCCUCCUUCUGUCUGCGGGUCAAGUCUCUGGGUCCUGAAAGCAAAAUAGUUGCAGGCAUCGCUGGAAGUGCUAUAGAGGAAAACAGGGCCCCAGGACAUUGGAAUAACACAGUCGGUUACCAUAGCAACACGGGCAGGUGCUACAGUUCCCAUGAUUCAACAGCUAACACAGGAGGAGAAGUGAUUGGUCAAGGUGACAAGCUCUCAGUCGAGGUGUCAUACUUUGGGAAAAAGUCAUCAACUAUUUUUUUCUACAAAAAUGGCCUUCCUGUUGCUACCCGGUAUCUGUUUGAAACAGACCACAGUCAAUAUUUCCCCUGUCUCUUUCUGGAGAAAGGACCAAUAGAGUUGGAGGUGAUCUGGCUGGUACCUGCUGUGGAGAAACAACCUAUAACACAGACCGACGUUUCACACUGGAUCCGCUCACCAGCAACUAAAUUUGACCAAAAUGAAAACAUCUUCAUGUGUGCCAAGGACAAAGAUGUAGAGGGUUUUCUUCAGGGGACAGUCUCUCUGGGACCAGAUUUACCAUUUUAUGAUGUAAAAGUGGAGGAGUGCACAGCAGAAGGGGUGGGGCCAACAGUUGCCAUAGCAACUGUCAGUCCACUGAAGCCAACACCUCCAUGUGUUUUGCUGAGAGACUAUCUAAAGUGGGAACCCAGUAAGUGACUUGUUUAUCAUGUGAAGACUGGAGAUCACAUAGGCUGGGGUGUCCAUUACUCCCCUGAGCGCAGGGACAGACCUGACUUUGACCCCAGGGCUGAGCAGAUAGUCCUGUGUUAUGUGGUGAAGAACAGGGUGAUGCAGUGCUUCCAGAUGAUGCUUCAGCCAACAGGUGGCUUUUACCCCAUGGUGCUGCUCAGUCAAAAUGCAUCAAAGAUUAAGGUUGAGAAUGGGAAGACAGUAGAGGCGGGUUUACUGAAGGAACUUGACAAGAUUUACAGGGAUCUGCUGGCAGACAUUCGUGAUAUGCUGGAGACUGAUGCUGUCAACAAACGACUGACCUUACCCAUGCUGAGACUGUCUGAAGCUCUAGAGGUGGAUAUAACCCCUGAUAACUGUCAUGUGACUUUACCGAGUGCAGCCAGUGGCGUUCAUGCCGUGCAGUUCCUACAUCCAUUGACUAUAGACAGUUCGUACUUCUACAUAGAGGUCAACAAACUCAGCAGCUUGUCCAGUGUGUCUCUGGGGGUGGCAGGCCCCAAAAUGCCCCUUUCCUCAGCCCCUGGGUCUUUGCCAGCCAGUGUGGGUCUGUCCUCUAAACUAGGACAACUCCUCAGCAAUGCACGCGCUACUGGGAACAUGGAAGGAGAGACCUUCUCUGCAGGUGAUAAAAUCGGAGUAAAAAUCAGUGCCUUUGCUGACAAAGUAGCAGUGGUGUUAUUCUUCAAGAAUGAGCGUCCAAUCGGCACGCGCUACCUGUACGAAGCGGAGCGGAAUCGCUACCUGCCCACGGUGUCCCUAUGUGCUAACGGGCAUGAUGUGGAUAUUAACAUAGUCUGGCAGACCAGGGUGGAAAGGGGACCCCUUCUGAACACAACAAAUCCGGAACAUUGGUGUCUUCCUGAAGGGUCCAUGGUUGAUGAGGAUAACAUUGUCUCAGUGAUGCCUAAUAGCAAGAAGGUGCAGGUAUUGCAGGCUGCCUCCAGCUUACACACAGAGUUUAACCACUAUGAAAUCCAGCUAGUGGAUGCGUUUGAUGACUGCUCUCCCCCUCCUGUGAUCGCACUCUGCGCCGCAUCACCCAGAGAUCCUCCACUUAGCAGUCAUUACACCCAGGACUUCAUCAGGUUUUGGGCGACAGGAAAAGCGGCAUCUUCUGUGCAACAAGGGGAUUUUAUCGGCUGGGGAAUUAUCUUUCCUAAACACAACUCUUCAAGGACAAGACGCAGGGAGGAUCUAGUCAUCUGUUACCUGACACUAAACCGGACUGUGGUUUUACGACGGGUCUUAGUGCUGCCACCUGGUGGAUUUUAUCCUGUGGUUAUUUUACCCCCAGGAGUGGCCAGAGUGAAGUUUGAGUUCGCAGCCUGUUGUAUUGAGGAAGACCCUCUAUCCUCGGAGGAGGUGCAGCAACUGAUUGAGGAUGCUGAGAAGAAUCUUGAGGAAGAGGAGGAGUCCGCUAAGCUGUAUGGGCCAUCAAAGGGCAGUGUGAUCAGCCAGGGUCCGGGCAUCAGCAGGGAUCUUCCCAUGGGAAAGCAGCCAGGUAUGGACAGGAAUCAGGCCCUAGGGAAGGGCCCUCUGGGUAAAGAUCCUGUCAGUGAUCCCCGCAAACAACUGAAUGCCACUUCAUACAGCUUGAACAGCCUGGGCUUGUCAGAUGAUGAAGGGAUGACAUCUCGUGGGAAGGGCUCCUCUCGAUGGUUGGACAGUCCAGGCAGCAACAAGAAAUACAAGGACAAACCUGAGAAGAAGGAGAAGAAAUCUAAGAAGAAACACAGCGUUGGUAAAAGUUCCGAGAAGAAGCUGAAGGCAUCCGGUCAGCACCUGUAUGAUGAGGAGGCAAUAGCUGACCAGUACCAAUCCAAAAGCUGUGUCAUAUUGUAA
Molecule: messenger RNA, 2694 nt
Organism: Liolophura sinensis
Lineage: Eukaryota; Metazoa; Mollusca; Polyplacophora; Chitonida; Chitonidae
Exons: 15
Molecular function (GO): protein binding
Source: RefSeq, a predicted model, not a curated record